AUGAUAAUCUUCAUUUUCCUUGCUAUUGGGCUAUGCUCAGAAAAUGAAUCUACUUCCCAAACCAUUAAUUGCACAUAUUUAAGAGAGCAAUGCUUAAGUGAUGCAAAUGGAUGUAAACAUGCAUGGAGAAUAAUGGAAGUUGCCUGCAAUGUUUCAGAUCCAGGUAAUCCCUGCAAGAUGAAGGAUUCAUCAAGCUGCAACCUGAGCAUCCAAGCCUUAGUGGAAAGGAAUUUCCAGUUUAAAAAUUGUCUCUGCUCUGAUGACCUCUACGGUACUGUUAACAAAUUGCUUGGCAAAAAAUGCAUCAGUGAAUCAGAUAACUCGAAAGAAGAUAAUAAAUUCAUAUGGAAUUUAACUACUCUUCCCUAUCACGGGAUGAAAGGGAUCUGGUCCUGUUUGGAAGUGGCAGAGAUGUGUGUAGGGGAUGUAGUCUGUAAUACACAAUUGGCCCCUUACCUUAAAGCUUGCUCAGCAAAUGGAAAUCUGUGUGAUGUGAAACACUGCCAAGCAGCCAUACGGUUCUUCUAUCAAAAUAUGCCUUUUAACAUUGCCCAGAUGUUGGUUUUUUGUGACUGUGCUCCAUCUGAUAUACCUUGUCAGCAAUCCAAAGAAGCUCUUCACAGCAAGCCAUGUGCAGUGAACAUAGUUCCACCCCCUACUUGCCUCAAUGUAAUUCACAGCUGCCGAAAUGAUGAAUUAUGCAGGAGGCGCUAUAGAACAUUUCAGUCAAAAUGCUGGCAGCAUGUGACUAGAAAGUGCCAUGAAGAUGAGACUUGCAUCAGUACUUUAAGCAAGCAGGAUCUCAUUUGCUCAGGAAGUGAUGCCUGCAAAGCAGCUUACAUUGGUACCCUUGGGACAGUUCUUCAAGUGCAGUGCACCUGUAGAACCAUUACACAAAGUGAAGAAUCUUUGUGCAAGAUUUUUCAGUAUAUGCUUCAUAGAAGAUCAUGUUUCAAUUAUCCAACUCUUUCUAAUGUGAAAGGCAUUUCAUUGCAUAAAAGAAAACAUGCAAAGGAAAUAACUCUAAGUGAAUUUCAUUCCUCCUUCAACGGAGAAGUAAUUUAUGCUGUCAUGUGCAUGGCAGUCACCUGUGGAAUCCUUCUCUUGGUUAUGUUCAAGCUGAGAACCUUCAGAAUAUCAAGUCAAACCAGAGAACCUUCAUCAAUCCAAAUACCUGGAGGACUCAUGAUUCAUUAA
Pteropus alecto (black flying fox) is the source of this 1197-nucleotide messenger RNA. It is a transcript of the gene GFRAL, whose product is annotated as GDNF family receptor alpha like. Gene Ontology annotation, molecular function: signaling receptor activity. Lineage: Eukaryota; Metazoa; Chordata; Mammalia; Chiroptera; Pteropodidae. Gene Ontology annotation, biological process: nervous system development. The record is from RefSeq and is a predicted model, not a curated record. Bases 1 to 1197 code for a protein of 398 amino acids. The transcript has 9 exons. Gene Ontology annotation, cellular component: external side of plasma membrane; signaling receptor complex.